CGUUCAACAGCUUGUGCAUAUGAAAGCAUGCGGAUGGUCAGAGGGGGCGCUGUGACAUGAAAAACUGCAGGAAGUGCAACGAUCAAAGAGAAGAAGAAGAAGAAGGAAACGGCGCGUUCUCAGGACUGUUUGAAUCCCGGUAACGAACUUUCAGCCUGUCGUGCUGCAGCUAUGGCUCAAGGUCAAAAGUUCCAGGACCUGGAGGAGAUGGGAGAGGCUCUGCUGGAGUACAUCAACAGCAGCCAAACGGAGAAGGUCAAGGAGAUCAGAAGUGAACAGCAGGCUCUGUUUGAGCUCCAUGUAGAAACCAAGAAGGUGGUGACACACAUUUUAAAUGAAGCCACUCAGAUUGAGGAGACUGUUGGUCAGCAGCUGCUGGACUUGGAGGAGGAGAAGCAGCAAAGGGAGCAGGAGCUGAAGAACCUGGAGGAGCAGCUGAGACAGUGCAUAGCCAAGAGCCAGAUCUCCGACUCCGAGAUAGAUCUGCUGAAGGCAGAGUUGGAGAAUCUCAGGAGAAGUGAAGCUCAGCUGGAGGCUCUUCAGAGUGAGGUGGAUGAAGACACCACAGAGGUCAUCCCCUCAGCAGUCUACGUGGCCAAACUGUACCACCUCAUCACCAAGAUCAAGUGGGAAUACGACACCCCCCCACACACCCUGAGAGGAGUUCACUAUGGUAAAGAUCUGGCCACGCCCAUCAACAUGGACACGUCAGCUCAGAGUCGGUGCAGCGUCAGCGAUCACCUGUGGGACUUUGUCAGCACUGAGUGGUAGACACACACACACACACACUCAGAAUACAUUGGUCACUGUGUGUGUAUGUGUGUGUGUGUUCAUUUAUUUGUUUUCUACUGUUUAUACUUUUAUGGUUCACUACACAUGUAUUAAACUCCAUGAUUUUUCCAAAUUAUACUUGUUAUUACGUCCUUGCUGGAGCGAUUGUUCGUCACUAGAUGGCACUGUUGGGUCACCGUAGUGACUGCCACAGACGCGUCUCUACAGUCUCUCCCACUGAGCCUUAGGUCAUUAGUUGGUUUCUUCAAAAUGAUUAUUAGUUAGUUAAGAUAACAAUUAAUUCAACUCACCCGCCGCACAUUUAUUUGUUAACCCAAAUAAAAAUGUUUUAUUAUUUUC
Molecule: messenger RNA, 1131 nt
Organism: Cynoglossus semilaevis (tongue sole)
Lineage: Eukaryota; Metazoa; Chordata; Actinopteri; Pleuronectiformes; Cynoglossidae
Gene: spc24
Product: SPC24 component of NDC80 kinetochore complex
Exons: 6
Coding region: 172-771 (199 amino acids)
Biological process (GO): chromosome segregation
Cellular component (GO): Ndc80 complex
Molecular function (GO): microtubule binding
Source: RefSeq, a predicted model, not a curated record